UUGCAACUGUCACUUCAGUUGGACAAGACACACAAAAAGACGGUAACAAGCAAGCAAGCAAGCUACUAACUAGAAUAAGGAAUAAACACACCUGCAUCUUUCGACUUAUUAAGGUGUCUUUAUAAAAUUGUACUAUUUUAGGAAAUUAGACAAGAGAAAAGGGGUUUGACAGGCUAGAUAGCGCAGCUGUAGCGGCGAGCAGAUCAAGCUGCAUGUAUCAGAGGCGCGCUACCAGGCUAUGUACUCUCCAAAGCCAGUGGUCAAGAAAAAAACGAAGAUUGUAAAAAGGUAGACUUUUAGGGGUAUUCGUGUGGUGAUCCACGAACCUAUACGAAACCCCAUGCAGAGAAAUUACUAUUGCUACUAGAAUGAGAAUGUGAAGCUCGGGGAAGCACGUAGCUGCAUUUCCAAUGCUAUUCGAACAAGAUAUGUUUAGGAAGGGCACGACGACGUGCCAAAGGCGAGUCUGCAGUGACAGAUCUGGCUGCAAAUACCAACAGAAGGAAGGGCAGCCGGCGAGGAGAGGGGACAACAGCAAGCUUAGUUGGCCUAAGAACGGGAGGAGGCAGCAAGGCUAUCGGGGGAAGAGAGGAAGGGUGCACGGGCCUCUUCAUCACCAUCAUCCUCACCACCCCAGACAGUUCUACAGACAGAACCGACCAACACAGAGACCACCUCGUCUGAUGACGUCACUGCGUCCUGUCAACAUCAAAGGCAACAGAGCGCCAGGUAUGAGAGCUCCGAGGAACACCAACCAGUUCCUGAUGCAUGAAAAAUACCAGAUGAUGCAUAUGCGGUCGGACUCCGUCGGCACAGACAGUGGGUCUGACUGCGAAACGGAUUCCACGGACAUGGACUCGUAUCUAGGCGUGCUAGAGAACGCAAGGGGCGCCCUCCUCGACAGUCCAGAUCUCACAACAACGCCAGCACGGUUCUUCCCCCGAGAACUGGCCAAGUGCCAGCAGUUGCCCUUCUUCAGUUUAGAGGACUUGUACCAAGAGGAGCAGGAGAGUAACAGUAUGCAGUAUUUCCCGUCAGAAAACGAUGUGAUGCAGAGUGAAGACUUCAUGCAGAAAGACUUCAAUGAUUUCUGUGACACAUUCAGUGGGACCGAGCCACCCAUAGACUUGUAAAGCGACCUGGUAUGAAAUGUAAUGUACGUCUAUGUUUACAUUCAAUGGAUGUCAGGAGAGAAACUAUAGCUCAAUUCGACAGGUAUCGGUUAAUGUGACAAUACAUGAUUGUUUUCUCAUACUGUCUGUUUAUGGUGUUAUUGACAGUGCUGUGUUGGGGGGAGUGGUUAAGUGGGUAGGAGUGAGACCUACGAGCCAAUCACAUCCGAGCUCGUUGGAUUAUUCUAAACCAUUCUUUGAUACGUGUCAUUGCCAUUAUCGGAAACGCUUCGAACAAUAAAGAACUGGUUCUUACAAUUAA
Messenger RNA from Coregonus clupeaformis (lake whitefish), 1434 nucleotides. RefSeq names its product coiled-coil domain-containing glutamate-rich protein 1. Lineage: Eukaryota; Metazoa; Chordata; Actinopteri; Salmoniformes; Salmonidae. The transcript has a single exon. Bases 411 to 1133 code for a protein of 240 amino acids. The record is from RefSeq and is a predicted model, not a curated record.